CCCAAUAGCGGAGGGUACGGGCCAUUCAUUCUGUGGCUGCAGCGCACAAAGGCCGGUGGGAGCUCCGGGCCGCGGCACAGGGGGGCACAGGGGGCACAGAGGGCAAGAUGAUGUGACGAUAGGUGGGUGGGGCCCCUGAGACCUCAAGAUGAUACGCCUGGGGAAGCUGAAGGUUGUACGGCGGCGCCUCCUGCAGCGCUAUGAGCAUCAGCCAUUCGUAUCCCUGCUGGCGGGAUUGUACAGCUGCCGAUGGAAACGCUAUCAGCGCCAGAAGACAGAGCCCGGGCAGUGCUGCUGCAAGCUGAAGGAGCACCUGUUCUUUAUGGUUGUGCUCGUGGCCUUCUGCCUCUCCUUGAUCUUCUUAUAUUUCUGGCAGGAAGCAAAGAACGACUACAACGACUUUGAUUGGAUCUCCUAUUUGAAAGUGGGGUAUUGGUUCCUUUGGUCCACAGUAGUUCUGGUGGUGGCAGCGGUUCUGUUUGGAUACAUUGCAUUAUUGCUGGUUCUAGCAGUCUGUCUGCUCUCAGAGGGACAACAGUUACAUCUGCACUGGAGCCACAAGAUCGGGACUGUGAUUGUUCUGGUGGUGUCGCUGGGAGCUCUGGUUGCCCUGUCCCAUCUGUGGAAAGGAGAAUGGGAUACAGUGCGACUUUCCUUCCAGGUUACUGCCCCCUAUCUGCACAUCGCCGCUAUUGCAGCAAUGUCAGUUCUAUCCUGGCCGGUGGCUCUGUAUUUUAUGAGAAUGAGCAACGCAGGUUUUCGGGUGCUGAUAUUAAGUCCUUACCUGGCGGUGCUGCUAUUCCUCUAUCUCAUCCCGCUGGGCAUGUACUCCCCAUGUAUCAGAGAGGAAGGCACCUUGGGGCCCAAACCCAAACUGAUCGGACACAGGGGAUCACCAACAUUGGCACCAGAAAACACCCUGCUGUCCUUCCUGAAGACCAUAGAGAGCGGAGGAGACGGCCUGGAGUCCGACGUCACCUUGAGCUAUGACGGGGUGCCAUUCCUUAUGCACGACAGCACUUUAAAGAGGACGACCAAUGUAAAAGACGUCUUCCCCAACCGGACCAAUGAAAAUGCCGCCAUGUUUACUUGGGACGCGCUGGAACAGCUGAAUGCUGGGAUGUGGUUCACUAAGAAUCAGCCAUUUUCCUCUAUGGGCUCCCUGUCAGACGAAGAUAAGCAGCGCGCGGCCAAUCAGUCCAUAUGCAAACUGGCCGAGCUUCUGCGACUCGCUAGCCGCGCCAACAAGACUGUGAUCUUCGACCUGUACAUGCCGCCGGGGGAUCACCCCUACCGACAGACCUGGGUUAACAGGACGCUGGAAGUGAUCUUCGAGUCGGCCAUCGAUCAGAGACAGAUCUUAUGGCUGUUGGAUGAAAUGAGGUUGUACGUUCAGUCCGUGGCCCCCGGAUUCCAGCAGACGUACGGGAUGAAGGCCCCCGUGAAAGACCUUAAGGAGAAUAACAUAGUGAAACUGAACCUGCCCUACAGUGACAUGUCCCAGGAAGACAUCAGAAUGUACGCCGAUGCCAACAUCACUACCAACCUGUACGUGGUGAGUGAACCGUGGCUCUUCUCCCUGGCGUGGUGCGCCGGCGCCCAUUCCGUCACCACCAACGUCGUGCAGAGCCUGAAACGCAUGGACAGGCCCAUGUUCCUCAUGACCCCGGGCGACUACCGGCUAAUGUGGAUCCUGACGGACGCUGCCUCGGCGCUAGUGAUUGCCCUCAUCUUCCUCCUGCACGGGUGGCGAGAGAGAGGGUUACCCUGCUGCCCAGAAAGCCCGGUGAAUCUUACAAGCGGCUUCUACAACACAUUUAAAACUGAGAUCGACAUGUCGGCCUCCUCAGACAGCGAAGCCAAGAGUCUGCCUACGACCCCCAACGUCAGGAACAGCGAGGGGAGCAUCAGCUCUGCAGAGAAUUAGUGACUCCGGGGCAGGGACCCCAAAACUGUGCUUCCCAGAUGUGCCCAAGGGGGCGCCGCUUUGCUCUAUGGAAUGGAGUCUCACUGUGGGACAUCCUCUCUGCCGCGGAACACUCGGUGCUUGGCUCCGGGGCAAAGGGGGCUUUGUAGUUUAAUGCGCUGCUCGGACCAGUCGAUUGUAGAACAAACAGCCCAAUUGCUCAAAGUGGAACCGAGCCAGGACCUAGUGCCGGACGGAUGUGGAACAGGCACAGGGUUCUCCCUACGGUCCCUCCUCGUUGGUUUCUCUCGUUCUAUCUCAUUCCAUCCCCUCUCCCUCCGGCCAUGGCUGCUAGUCCUAAUGUCACGCUGGGCAUGUAGGGCAUCUAGACUACUGUACCUGGAACCCAUCGGCCCAGACUGGCGCACACAGUGUUCUAGAUUCAUCGAUCCCAUAGACUGUGCCCAGGCAGAGUGUUUAUUUGUCAUCUCUCUACAAUAACUCUACUCGGUCUCUU
This is a messenger RNA of Xenopus tropicalis (tropical clawed frog), 2423 nucleotides long. The record is from RefSeq and is a predicted model, not a curated record. Lineage: Eukaryota; Metazoa; Chordata; Amphibia; Anura; Pipidae.